CAGUGAUCGAGAUACGCGUACUCUGAGUCUCCACCAACUUUGAACUUCGCAUUAACAGACGUUUUUUUUUAAUUCUUAUCACUUUCCGAGUAUGACAAGUCGUAUAGUGGAGUUCAUCGUUAGGACAUUCUAGUAGAUGUUUAUUCCAGACGCCUCCAAUUGCCUCGUUUAGCUGCCCACAGGUGAGAGUGACGAGCAGCAGUUGCCGUGUUUGGGUGGGGUCACCCGGUACUCGCCUGGAGUUUAAAGAACCAGUCUGCCGUUCGACGUUGCAAAAAUGGAUCGAUGGAGUGUUAUUAUCUCCGCUGUUCUAGUGGUCAUGCUGUCGGCCUCGGUAUAUGGAGAAAGUGUACAUAACCUUGUUGCAUCUGAUAUAACCACCACUUCAAUACGACUAACUUGGGAUCUACCGACCACAACAGGAACACUUUCAUAUUAUGUCUUUACAAGUCCUGCUAAAGUUGAUGGUACCUCAUCAGAGAUAACAACAAGCAAUGAUUACACAGUGAAUGGAUUAUUACAAGGGACGACGUACAUCUUUACUGUUCUACUAUUCGUGGACGUUCCAGAUCCACCAUCAUCGCUAACAGUUACUGCCACCACUGGUGACAGCAUUUCUCUGGCAUUCACACCCCCAACAGUAGGAGUAUUACGAUAG
This is a messenger RNA of Saccoglossus kowalevskii, 658 nucleotides long. Its product is annotated as fibronectin-like. The record is from RefSeq and is a predicted model, not a curated record. NCBI's taxonomy places the organism in Eukaryota, Metazoa, Hemichordata, Enteropneusta, Harrimaniidae. Gene Ontology annotation, molecular function: protein binding.